Dama dama (fallow deer) is the source of this 1296-nucleotide messenger RNA. RefSeq names its product GDNF family receptor alpha 4 (gene GFRA4). Gene Ontology annotation, cellular component: signaling receptor complex; external side of plasma membrane. Gene Ontology annotation, molecular function: glial cell-derived neurotrophic factor receptor activity. Gene Ontology annotation, biological process: nervous system development. Bases 1 to 858 code for a protein of 285 amino acids. Lineage: Eukaryota; Metazoa; Chordata; Mammalia; Artiodactyla; Cervidae. The transcript is spliced from 7 exons. The record is from RefSeq and is a predicted model, not a curated record.
AUGGCCAGCUGCUUGGUAACUGCACUGCUGUUGCUACUGCUUCUAGACGUGCUGCAGGAAUGCCCAGAGGCCGUCGCUGCCCAUCCCCGCAACGGAUCGCGGAGCUCUGUAGCACCGAAUCCAUGCGUGGACGCGGCCGACGCGUGCACCUCCGACGAGCGGUGCCAUCGGCUGCGCACCGCGUACGUGGCGCAGUGCUUGGGUCGCGCCGCGCCGGGGGGCUGCCCCCGCGCCCGCUGCCGCCGCGCCCUGCGCCACUUCUUCGCCCGCGGGCCGCCCGCGCUUACCCACGCACUGCUCUUCUGCCCUUGCGGCGGCCCCGCGUGCGCAGAGCGUCGGCGCCAGACCUUCGUGCCCUCCUGCGCUUUCUCAGGGCCUGGCCCAGCGCCACCUUCCUGCCUCGGGCCCUUAGACGCCUGCGAGCACAGCCGGAUCUGCAGGCCCCGCCUCCUGGCCUUCCAGGCCUCCUGCGCGACCACAGCCAGCAGCCCUGACGGCUGCCUCCGGGACCAGGCCCCCAGCUGCCUGCGCGCCUACGCCGGCCUCGUGGGCACAGCCAUCACGCCCAACUACGUGGACAACGCAAGCGCGCGCGUGGAGCCCUGGUGCGACUGCAGAGCCAGCGGAAAUCGGCGUGAGGAGUGCGAAGUCUUCCGGGGGCUCUUUACGAGGAACCGCUGCUUGGAGAGUGCCAUACAGACCUUUGAUGGUGGGUGGCCCCCAAUCCUGCGUAACCAACUGGACUCCCACCAGGACCCUGAGCAGAGUCUCCUGCAGGUGUCUACUGCAGAUGCAUCCCUGGAGGGGAGCUCCCUGCUCUCCAUGCUUCUUGUUCUGGCUCUCCAGUCCCUGUUCUGACUUGGACAGCAGACCUUGGACAACUGUCCCACCCUGCCUGGGAUAUUGGGCCUCAUCAGUGGCCUGCUGCCCCACUGAAAAGGGACUGGCUUGUCUGUUAAGCUGGCCCACUGCUCUUGCUCUACUGCUCUUUGCAGAUCUGGACACUUUCUAUCAUGCUGUAAGGCAUACAUCUGAACAGACUUGUAGGCAAAACUUCCCUCUGCUACUGCAGCAUUUUAUGGCAUCCUCCUAGUUAGGCACCACCCAUCAUGAUAAACACCUGCACCCCAUAACUAACAUUGGCAGAUUGCUUCCUGUCCUUGAUGUGCUGCUUGUUGGACACCACGUUGAGUGAGAAUCCAGUUCCCUGCAUUGCACUGGCCAUAUAGCCAUCUUCCCUGUGGUUCAGCCUAACACUAGGACUGACAUCCAUAACUCAAUAAACCAUGUGCGCUG